AUGUCAUCAGGUAAUGAACAAUUAAUUAAUACAAGUGGUAGUAUUAAACGACAGCGUUCAAAACGUUUUGGGGCUUUUGUUGAAAAAGCUGAUAAUAAUAUAGAAAAAGUUGAAGCUCAAACCUAUGAAACAGCUACAGUUGAUAGACGUACAACUAAAGCUGAUCGUAUUGCUGCCAAAGGUAAAUAUAUUAUGGCUAAACAUGAUCAACAUCGUACAGUUAUUGGUUAUGUACUUGAAUCACCAUCAGAAAUUGGUGAUGUACAAAAUGUAUUUAAUAUCACAAAAGAAGCUUCAUUUUCUGUAGCUGUCAAAAAUCCUAAAGAGAAAAGUCCAACUACUUCAAUUUGCAAUUUUCUUAGCUGA
Rotaria sp. Silwood2 is the source of this 366-nucleotide messenger RNA. Lineage: Eukaryota; Metazoa; Rotifera; Eurotatoria; Philodinida; Philodinidae. The record is from the annotation of a GenBank genome assembly.